Molecule: messenger RNA, 795 nt
Organism: Paramecium pentaurelia
Lineage: Eukaryota; Ciliophora; Oligohymenophorea; Peniculida; Parameciidae
Source: the annotation of a GenBank genome assembly
AUGUAAAAGGAAAGAGAAGAGAAGAUAAUCAAGUAGUUAUUUAAGGAGGUAUAUCCUUAGCCGAUUCGCAUUAGAUACUGAACUAUUAUAAGAAACUUAUGCAGAAUACAAAUGAGAAUGCUGAAUUACCAUGCCAAGACAAUAUGGUUGAAGAUGUGUAGGUUUGUUUCCGUGUAAUGUGCCAAAUUGUGGAUUCAUUUCUUUAAGGAUAUAAUGAUCUUAAGAAUCAAUAUAAACUAUUGGAAGAUCAAUUAAUAUCAAAAGAAACUGAAGCAAGAAAACACAUUCAAAUUUAACAACAAUUAAAAAUAUAUGCUGAAGAUUUAUAAGACACAUGUGAAGAGAUGUAAAAAUAAUUAGAGAAAUCUAAUUCAUAAAUAAUAGUAUAGAAAUGAUUAAUAUUAUGGAAGCAAUUAUCAAAAGAGAUAGUUAGAAUGAAGAAAUAAAUUAAGAUAUCUAGUUAAGAGAGAUUGAUGACAGAUACUACAUAAGAUAGAUUAUCAACAAUUCUAUCAUAAUAGAAAUAACAAGUUUAACCAAAAACAAUGAUUAAUAUGUCAAAGAAGAAAACAUCUUAAAAUCUGUAAUUAAACUAAAUAAAAUAGAAAAAAUUCAAUAUCAAUAUUGGGAUAGACAAUAACAAUGGAUAGGAUGCAUGAAUUAACUAAUUUAUAUAAUAAUAAAAAAACUAAACAAAAGAAUGGAAUAAAGACAAGAUCAAAUACAAUUCAUAUUACUGAACAAAUGAACAAACCUUAAAAAUAAAAAAGAGUUUAAUCAAUCCAUGAUGUAUGA